AUGGCUAUUAAUUAUAAUUUCCAUAGGAAAUGGGUUUGUGUGAGUGUUCUUGUUAUGUGCAUUAUUCUUCAAUUGAGUGUGAUUGCUGUUGUUGGUGAUGAGAAGCUUGACAAAGAAAGGUAUGGAUAUGGAGAUGAUUGUCGGUUUAGACGUGGACCGGGCUGUAGGGGUUGGAUGGGCCGUCGUGGCCGUGGCGGCGGAAUAGGGGGAGGAGGAGGUGGAGGUCUUGGAGGUGGUGGCGGCUUUGGUGGUGGUGUUGGAGGUGGGGCAGGGAAUGGUGGUGGUCUAGGAGGUGGAGGAGGCUUUGGCGGUGGUGGUGGAGGUGGUGUUGGAGGUGGCGGAGGACAUGGUGGAGGUUUUGGUGCCGGAGGAGGUGUAGGUGGUGGAGCUGGAGGAGGCAUUGGUGGUGGAGGUGGUGCAGGAGGAGGUGGAGGUGGUGGAUUAGGUGGUGGCUCAGGACAUGGUGGAGGGUUUGGAGCAGGUGGUGGUGUUGGUGGAGGCAUAGGUGGUGGAGCAGGUGGAGGUGGAGGUGGUGGAGGAGGAGGAGGUGGUGGUGGUUUGGGUGGAGGUUCAGGACAUGGAGGAGGAUUUGGUGCUGGUGGUGGUGUAGGAGGUGGUGUUGGUGGUGGAGCAGGAGGAGGAGGAGGUGGUGGUGGUGGUGGAGGAGGAGGAGGUGGAGGACUAGGUGGAGGUUCAGGCCAUGGGGGAGGGUUUGGUGCAGGUGGUGGUGUAGGAGGCGGUGUUGGUGGGGGAAUUGGUGGUGGAGGAGGAGGUGGUAGUGGUGGAGGUGGAGGAAUAGGUGGAGGUUCAGGUCAUGGUGGUGGCUUUGGUGCCGGAGGUGGUGUUGGUGGUGGUGGAGGACUAGGUGGAGGAGGGGGAGGAGGCAGUGGCGGCGGCGGUGGAAUAGGUGCUGGUUCAGGUCAUGGUGGAGGCUUUGGUGCAGGUGGCGGUGUAGGAGGUGGAGGUGGGGCCGGUUUAGGUGGAGGUGGCGGCGGUGGCGGCGGCCGUGGUGGAGGGAUUGGUAUUGGGAUUGGGAUUGGAGUAGGAGUAGGGGUUGGAGCUGGUGCUGGUCAUGGUGUUGGUGUUGGUGGUGGUGAUGACAUUAGUUAUGCCUCACUAGGCAUGGACACUUCAGUAAUUCCCGGUGGCUUAAACUUGUUGAUGUAG
This is a messenger RNA of Glycine soja, 1167 nucleotides long. Its product is annotated as glycine-rich cell wall structural protein 1-like. The transcript is spliced from 2 exons. The record is from RefSeq and is a predicted model, not a curated record. The coding region runs from base 1 to 1167 and encodes 388 amino acids. NCBI's taxonomy places the organism in Eukaryota, Viridiplantae, Streptophyta, Magnoliopsida, Fabales, Fabaceae.